AUGUUUAAUCCGUGUGUUACUUAUGUUUAUUUUUUAUUCAUGUUAUGUACUAUGUGACUAGGAUGAACUUGAAUCACAUGAUGUUCUGCCACAGUCCAGAUUGUAAAACAACAUGUUAAAAUCGUUCCAUGCUGGUCACACUUAAUGUUUUGUAUUUGUGUGGUGACCUGGUGCUUUGUGUUUGUGUAAGUGUGUGUCAGGUGCCUGUGGCAGAAGGGAAGAGUGUGCAGCAGACAGUGGACAUCCUGCACAAGAAGCUGGAACAGCUGGGUGCUGUGAAACAGGGCAGCUUCUGUGUGGACUGUGAGACGUACCACGCAACUGGAAAUGUCAGCGGUCAGCCAUCGAAGCUGCUGUAUGUGAUGCACAACUCUGAAACGCCCCUGAGCUGCUUCGCCUUGUUUGAAGGUGGACCCUGCCUUACAGCAGAUGCAAACUUUGAUGUUCUCAUGGUGAAACUAAAAAGUCACUUCCAGAAUGCCAAGGGGCAUAAGGUGGAGUGCCGCGGUUCACGUUACCGCUACUGUGACUUCUUGAUAAAAGUUGGCACGGUGACGAUGAGCUCCAGUGCAAGAGGGAUAUCUGUUGAGGUGGAUUAUUGCCCCUGUGUGGUUCCAGGGGACUGCUGGAACCUUAUGAAGGAGUUCAUGCAGUCAUUUCUUGGCCCCAGUGUGCCUGAACUGCCUUCUGUGUUUGCUGCCAAGUCAGAGGGCAUUUACGCACCGGCAGACUGCAUCGACACCAUGACUCAGUACCUGGAAUUGUUCAACAAACUUCGUAAACUGCAAAUUCCAGGGAGUAAUGUGCGUUGAAGUGCCUUUGGAAAUUAACAAUGUUUUUUUUAAAGUGUGUUUCUUUAAUUUUGGUCCUAUAGAGCAGCAAGCCUGGAGUUUUGGUAUUCCAUCAACCUUUCAAUGCAUCCACCUAGUAGACAGAAACAUCUUGUGGACAACAUUAGAGAAAAUUUGGGUUCCUGAUCUAAGUGUGUUUAAUAAUGUCUUUGAUAUGAAAUCAUGCAUUAGUGCUUAAAGAAUUGUUUGCCAUUCAUCUUUAGGAAUUUUCUAAAGUAAUUUGUGUCAUUGGGUAAUGAAGACUGAUCAAGAAUGUCCUCAGUGUUGUACAUACACAGAGCUGCCAUACAUGAUAAAUAAAAUUUCACAUUUCAAAGAUGCUCUCGAUGCAAGACAAAAGCAGCCAUCUACUAUCUGCAAGGUGCUGCUGUACAUGGAUGUUGUUCCUUUUGCCUUAUCCAGUACCUGGGGUUCUAAGCAAUGACAUGUCACAUGAGUAUUUUAGCUUCCAUC
Molecule: messenger RNA, 1304 nt
Organism: Thalassophryne amazonica
Lineage: Eukaryota; Metazoa; Chordata; Actinopteri; Batrachoidiformes; Batrachoididae
Gene: med20
Product: mediator complex subunit 20
Exons: 3
Coding region: 129-812 (227 amino acids)
Biological process (GO): regulation of transcription by RNA polymerase II
Cellular component (GO): mediator complex
Molecular function (GO): transcription coactivator activity
Source: RefSeq, a predicted model, not a curated record